Elaeis guineensis (African oil palm) is the source of this 2567-nucleotide messenger RNA. Its product is annotated as splicing factor U2AF-associated protein 2. Gene Ontology annotation, molecular function: RNA binding. Lineage: Eukaryota; Viridiplantae; Streptophyta; Magnoliopsida; Arecales; Arecaceae. Gene Ontology annotation, biological process: mRNA splicing, via spliceosome. Gene Ontology annotation, cellular component: U2-type spliceosomal complex; U2 snRNP. The record is from RefSeq and is a predicted model, not a curated record.
GAUUGAGACUCCGGAUAACGGAAAAAGGAAAGGAGAUGCCCAACACAAAAGCCCACGCGAUUGAGACUCCGAAUAACGGAAGAAAGAAAGGAAAUACCCAACACAACAGCCCAGCCAUCGUCUAAGCUUCCCUGGUUGGCCGCUCCAAGCCUCCCAGGGAUGCGAAAAUAGAGGAAAAACGAGGAAAUAUAGGAAAACUCAACGAAAACGAAGGAAAGACAGAAAAUUUCAUUAUCUUUUUCGGAGAUCCGUGGGAAAGGAGAGUCUCAGGUUCCGGCUGGUUUUUUCCUUCGAGGAUAUGGGAUUUUGUGCGAGUUAUGGCGGUGUGAGUCGGUCCCUCGAGGUUUCCAGAGCAUAUCCGUUUCCGCGGGAUCGCAGCAGAAGCUACCGAAGCCAUGGGGAGCAGCGAGCGAUCGAUGCGUGCGAGCGAGAAAGAGAUUGGAUUAGAUUGGAACCCGAAUAAGGAACCGAGUUGGACUUGGGUCUCUGAUCGGGUCUAACCCAACCCAUUUGCACCACCGCUGCCGUUGCGAUGCCGACAACAAAUGGAUAGGAUUCUAAUAUUAUAAACUGUGAUUUUAAAUUACCAGACCACCCCUCGUAGGGUUUAGCUUAGCGGUCUCUCUCUUCCUCCUCCUGCGAUCUCGAGCAAUCGAGAAGCAAUUCCGUGUGCCCUCCAACUGCAGCGGUAUGGAGAACAGCAACGAAACGAAUCAUGCAGCAGCUAGAGAAGUUGGUUGGUACAUUCUUGGCAAGAAUCAAGAACAUAUCGGUCCAUAUGCAUUCUCAGAGUUGCAAGAACAUGUUGCGAACGGAUAUAUAUCUGAGAACACCUUACUGUGGGCUGAAGGGAGAAGUGAAUGGAUGCCACUAUCCUCAAUUCCAGAAUUACAUAUGGGAAUUGCUGCUCGGAGAACCUAUCAGUCUACAACAGGUAGAGUGUCUUUUAAAGAAUCUAGACUCAAGAUUAAUUUUCGGGUUUAUGUGUCUAAUUUUACUGCUUGUUCUGCAGACGCACCAGAUGAUGAGGAUGAUUUUCUGAAAUGGCAGAAGGAGGUUGGAGAGGCUGAGGCAGAGGCCGAGGCUUUGAAACAUGGAACUUCGACUGGUGGCUCUGGUCAAGGAGAGGGUGAACAAGAAGGAAUAGUAGGUCUUGAUGAUAGACCAGGAACACCACCAGAUGGUGAGGAAGAAUUUACGGAUGAUGAUGGAACUACUUAUAAGUGGGAUCGUGGACUUAGGGCAUGGGUUCCUCAAGAUGACCUGUCAAGUAACAGAGACGAAUAUGGACUUGAUGAAAUGACUUAUUCAUUGGAGGAGGAGAUAUUUCCAACACUUCAGGCUCCUGAGAACUCCGCAACAGAAGAAAACAACACCAUGACUGAGAAAGUGGAAACAAAAUCUGAGAAGCGGAAGGUGCCCGAGAAGCCAAUUGAAAAGAAGGAAGCUAAUAAACCUCCAGAUAGUUGGUUUGAGUUAAAAGUGAAUACGCAUGUCUACGUGAUGGGCUUGCCUGAUGAUGUUACUACCGACGAAGUAGUGGAAGUAUUUUCCAAGUGCGGCAUCAUAAAGGAGGACCCUGAAACAAAAAAGCCUCGAGUGAAGAUCUAUGUAGACCAUGAAACAGGCAGAGUAAAGGGGGAUGCACUUGUGACAUAUCUGAAGGAGCCCUCCGUUGCUUUAGCGAUCCAAAUUUUGGAUGGUACCCCACUCCGUCCUGGUGGAAAGAUACCAAUGUCUGUCACCAAAGCUAAGUUUGAGCAAAAAGGAGAAAAAUUUAUAGCAAAGCAUGUGGAUAAGAAAAAGAAAAAGAAACUAAAGAUAGUUGAAUCCAAGAUUCUUGGAUGGGGUGGACAUGAUGAUGCCAAGGUGACAAUUCCGGUGACCAUUGUUUUAAGCAAUAUGUUCAUACCUGCUGAAUUAAGGUCUGAUGAGAAUCUUCUUCCGGAUCUGGAAAUGGAUGUUAGGGAGGAAUGUAUGAAGCUUGGUCCAGUUGAUUCUGUUAAGGUCUGUCAAAAUCAUCCGGAAGGUGUUGUCUUGGUCAAAUUUAAGGAUCGCAGAGAUGGUGCAAAAUGUAUUGAGCUGAUGAAUGGAAGAUGGUUUGGGUGCAGACAGAUACGUGCACGGGAAGAUGAUGGUUCUGUUAACCAUGCUCUUGUUCGUGAUCUCGAUGAAGAGGUGUCUAGGCUGGAGCAAUUUGGUGCCGAACUUGAAGCUGACUGAUACAGAUUAUUUACAAGCAGAAUUGGGGAAUCCUUGUUAUAGCCAGUACAGUGACAGUUAUCGGAUAUAGUUCUUGGGAAGACUACUCAUCUCUACUCUCACUUCCAUGGCUUAUGACCCAUCAAUGGGUUGCACGGAGUCGGAUGAUUUGAUGCAUUUUUGUAGCAUUAUUCCUGUAUAUUCGACUAUAUAAGAGACAUACAAUGUUGCCCAAAUUGUCAUUGAAACACUAAAUGGCUGAUAGUUUGUAGCACAUGGCAGCAGCUCACUGUUUUUGUGGUUCAGCAAAAGUUGUUUCAAUCAGAUUACUGGAGUGCGGUCCUAACCAUAAUGUGUCUUCUCCU